UUACUAUUUAAUGUCAAGGGUGGAGCUUUUCAAACUUAUAGAUAAAUACAAACUUAAAAGUUAAUGGGAAGCUUCCUUAUGUGAUCAGUACUCCACUAGACACAGUCCCUACUUCCUCCUCUUCCAUCGACACCCACGUCUGCCAGAGGUCAUGAAUGCCUGUCCCAUGGGAGAUGAUUUUGAAGUUGCUGACCCAGAAGAUGACAUCGACACCAGAGUCAAUAAGAUGAAACUUCUCAAUGAAACGGUUCUUCACAACAUAGAGAAAGCACAGAGCAUGCAACAGAAGUCAUUCCAAAAUCGCAAGCGCAAGUUUGUGCGAGUAUGUUCAGUUCAGGCCGGUGAUGAUGUUCUGCUCUCACGGGACCCCAAGAAACGACGGACAGGAGACACAUUUACAAGUCAGCACCAAGGACCAUAUACUGUGGCCAGCAUCUCUUCCAAAGGGGUGGCCACUAUCGUCAAAGGGUCAGCUUGUCAGAGGGUCAAUGUGUCAAGACUGAGGACAUACUACAGAUUGAAAAAUGGACCAACUGAGAGGAUGUUUCUCCAGGACCACUGCUACUCAACAUCCAAAUGGCAGGUAGAGCAUCCAUAUGCUUGUUCAGGUGCAAGGUGGGAGAAGGACUUGGACCCUAUUCAAGAUGAACUGUUAAAGUAUGUGUUGGACAAAAAUCGGCCAUCAGAAGAACUGAUCAUAAAGCAAGGCCAAAUUUGCCUCACACGAGAAGACUUCUGGGGCCUGGGUUUAAGCCAGUGCAUGGAAUCUAAUAUCGGAAAUGCCUGCCUCAAGAUUGUGGAAGAAGCUACACGAAGACAUGGAAAAAAUGUUCACAUUGUGGACCUCUAUGCUGUUCCCACCUGGAAAGACAAAAAUGUGGACCCAGUGCAUUGUUUGCCUGUAAAUUGUUGUUUUUUUUGCUAUCAUGUACUUAUCAACCGAGAAAGAGUUCUAUUGGGAAUAGGCACAAAAGUAUAUGUUAUUUUUGUGCAUGCAUAUUAUUUUGUCACAAUACUAUUAGGGAAACGUGAGGUCCAAGGAUAUCAUACUAUUUCCAGCUUGGAGCAGGCAGGCGGAUGAAGCUGAUCACUAUCUGCUCUGUGUUAAGUUUCUGUUAAUCUUUCUAGUUGUAAUAUUUCCAAAUUCAACAGGUAGGGUUAGUGAGUUCGAUUUUCGUGGAUAUUAACAAAAUACCAUUGAU
Sinocyclocheilus grahami is the source of this 1202-nucleotide messenger RNA. RefSeq lists its product as uncharacterized. The transcript has 6 exons. Lineage: Eukaryota; Metazoa; Chordata; Actinopteri; Cypriniformes; Cyprinidae. The coding region runs from base 152 to 1081 and encodes 309 amino acids. The record is from RefSeq and is a predicted model, not a curated record.